Molecule: messenger RNA, 4305 nt
Organism: Papaver somniferum (opium poppy)
Lineage: Eukaryota; Viridiplantae; Streptophyta; Magnoliopsida; Ranunculales; Papaveraceae
Exons: 4
Coding region: 97-1053 (318 amino acids)
Source: RefSeq, a predicted model, not a curated record
CGUUGUUAACGUCUUUGUUUAAUCUGCAAAUUUCAUCUGAAACUCUGUCUCUUGUUAUUCAAACAAUUACAUUUGAAGAUAACUUUAAGCUCAACUAUGUCCUGGUAUAGAGAUCCUCAGUUGUUUAUAUACUAUAAAUUCCCACAUUUUAGGGUUUGCUGGGUUAACAAAGAAUUAAAUAAGGGUGCAGAAAUCAGCGAUGAUCAUAUCAGUGAUCGCGAGUUCUACCAUUUUCCGAAACAUCUCUGUUUGGGAAGCAAUAAAGAAAGUGAUUACGCAGAGUUUUUCUCGGAUUUGAAGAUUCAACAUGAAAACAUUAAAGAUAGGAUGAUAAACUGUCAAGGUUGGGAAGCAAACCGACCUUAUAAUUUCAAAUACUAUUACUUGACUCGUGCAGAUCUAGACAAGCCUUUCUACAGGUUGCCUGCAUAUUUACCUGCGUGGUUCAAAAUUCAAGAACAACAGAAGGCUGAAAUACAAACUCUUAAGAAACAAGUUUUAGAACAAGAAGCUAUGAAUUUCACUCUCAAGAACAGGGAAGACAAGUGGACCGCAGACAUCGAUAUGGCAACAAAAGAGAUAUCAGAUCUACAAGAGCAACUCGAACGGGAGAAAAAUGAUAAACAAGCUCUCGAGAAGAAAAUUUUGGAAUUAUCAGCGAAGCUUGAAAAAAGUUGCGGUUGUGUUGGUGUUGGAUCGUCCGAUGAUGAAGUACCAUGGAUGAUUACUGGUCAGCCAGCUGUUCCUAGUAACUGGGUUUCUUACUAUGAUCUUGAUGUUCAAACAUUUCCAGAGGAUAAUCAUUUGAACUUCAAUGAGGUUAUGUGGGUGCCCGAAUUUGCUGAAGAUAAUACAACUAACGUUCGAGCAAACUGUUUCUACCGAGGAUUAACGUUUCCUAUUGUCGCUGUGAAUGUCGCGGAGUUGACUCUGGCAGAGGAAAAUGCAAGAUUUGAUCCAGAUGUUUGGGGUUUGUAUGAAUUUGGAGGAACUUAUUAUGCUGCAAGAAAGCAAUUUGAGUGGGAAUUGUUGGUCGAUGCACAUCAUACGUAAUAAUGAUAGUAUCAUCUUCAAAUUAGUUCUAUUAAAUUUCUUUGGAGUUGUUUAUGUUGCGCUGGGUGUAUCUUCGUAUUUGUGUUUGAUUUUGUAUAGAAGGAGCAUAUUAUGUAAACAGUUUCUUGAAUGUGUUUAAACGUUCUUUCAAAAGUUGGGAGGAGUUUUGAAACACCGGCCGGCCGGAUUUUAGGUUGGUUCAGUGUAACGAGAGUGUAAGUAAAAACUCUUUUUCGUUGGUAUAUAAUUAGCAAAGGGCACGUACAGUAAACGCUUAACUCUUGGUCUUCUUCCCUGUUCCCUAAAAAUGGCGACAAACACAUUGACAAUCUCAAAAUUUCUUCAAAAUCAUUCCUUGUACUCUCUUCUAGACACUUUUCAUCUUAUUGAUUCACAAUCGAAUCCGUUCAAAUCCAUAAAAUCUCAAGUUUCUCACUUCAAUUUGAGCUUAAAUCGAUUCAGAAAUGCGUUUACUAUUCCUGUUGUGAAAGCACAAACCACCCCAGGUUCUGCUGAAAAUGUGAAUUUACGAUUUUACAAUUUCUGACUUGCGAGGCUUUGGUGCUCAGGAUGGGUCAAUUGAGAGACAUGCUGGUUCUGAAUUUUCUGAAGACAAUUCCGUAGCAAAAGUCAAAUGGAGACUGUAGUCUGCAAAGAACAGGUACAUUGCUCUAUUUAUUGUUUCACUAUCUGCCACAUGGUCGAAAUCGGCAGUUUCAAAUUUCUCAAGAGAUUUUCCGGUAACAUACUCCGGUUGACGAAGAACUAUUGCAUCUCUUUGAAUUUUGAAGGAUCUAGCCUGGGUGCAAUUUGAGGUGCAUAGCACUCUUGCAUUUGAACUAUGUUGUUCUCAAAUAUGCAUGCAAACCCCAUGGCAUGGCUUACAAUGAAGCUUCAUCAUCCUGUUUAGUUCCAACUACUACAAGUUAUUAUAAAUGAGUAAAGUUCAUUCAAAUCUUUGAUUGGUUAAUCAAGCUGUAUCAGUAUGUUGCAACCGAGGAAGUGAGAAUUGGUGUUUGGAGAGGUACUCGGAUUUUUUGUCCAUGCUUUCAUUUUUUUGUCCAUGCUUUCAUUUUUUUGUCCAUGUUUUUUUGUCCAUGCUUUCAUUUAAAGAUAAACCACACCGAAAAAAACGCUUUCCCACGUUUCCUCUUCCCUCUUCGAGUUUUUUUUCCUCUGAAAACCCUAAAACAAGCCAUGAAUUCUCAUUUUGACACCGGCUAACCUCAGAUUACCAGCCCUAGAAACUCACCUAGGGUUGUCAAUGUUUAGUUCUAUGUGAUACAGUAUUAUUUUAUGGGAUUGUCCUCUUUCUUUCGUUGGAUUCUGUAUUGUGUGAUGUUGUUCAUAAUUUUCAAUUUCUACUGGCUGUUUUGAUUCUUCGAUGCUGCUUAAGAUUCUUCAAUUGCUGAAUGCUGAUGCUCAAGAUUGAAAUCUGUUAUCUCCUCCCUCAUUCGUCCAAGAUGCAAUCUAUUAUCGGUAGUUUUUCAGAUAUAGUUCCGUUUCUGCUCCCAUCUCAUUGAAUCGUUAUCUACAAAAUCUGGUGCUUCCUUGAUUAAUUGAAGUUGAAUAGGUUCGUCUGCUGAUGCCGUUAUGCAUGUUAUCAACAUACUUCACAAUGAUUCUUCUAAUUCUAAGGGAGGUAUCCAUGCUUUUUAAUGCUGCUAGCUUGCGUUCGUUUAGGUGUAGAUCUGAUUUUUGAAGAUUGACAUAUCUAUGCUAUGCUGUUAGCUUGCUCUUGUCUGGUUCUAGAUUUGGUUUGAAGAUUGAGAUACCUAUACUUUGUCCUUAAUGAAUAAUGAUACAUUUCUCUGAAUUGGGUUCAGAUUAGGAUUUUGAGUUUUUAGAACAUUUAUCAACCAAACUCAAGGCGAAUCUCCAUCAUCUCUCAAUCCCUUGUCCUAUAUUUUGUUGCUUAUACCACUAUCAUUCCUAUUAGGCCAGAAAUUUAUCUAUUGGUACUUUAUCCGUACCUGUUGCACCUACUUUAUCUUGCCUUAGCCGUUCCCAUUAACUGUUCAUUAAGCUACCCCAUCUCCAUCUUCUGUAGUUGGUUAGUUGUAGGUUCUAGGAUCUCUGCCUAUGUGAACCUGUUUGUUAUAAUCGAUGGGUACUCUGGUUUCUGUGCCUGAUGAUUCCUAAAAAGUUUAGUAAAGGUUUCCUGAUGAUUCCUAAAAAAUUUAGUGAAGGUUUCUUUGUAAGUUCUUUUGAACUUGUCGUCUAGUUCUUAAGUCCUUGUUUGAUCUUUUAUCCAGUAUUGGUAUUGGUUCGAGUAUUCCAAAGUUUUUUUGAGUCUGUGUUAUCUGAAGCCAUGUUAUGAUGAAGACAUGGGUUCCGAUUUAGAUCAUCUCUUGUACAAAGAAGGUGUUGAUCUCGUGGCUAUUUUAUAUCCUGAAAAUUGAUUGGAAUUAUCCUAGAAAAUUUGUGCUCGGCAAUGGAAAAUGGUGCUUCUCGUCCACCUCUUUUCAGACGUAUUGGACCUCUUCCUUCGGAUUUCUACAUCGACUGUUUUGUUCUCUAGCCUCUCCAUAUUGGUAUUCAUGCAGCAUAUGGGACUGGUAAUAUCAACAUAUUCAAGCAAUCGUCAUCUAUGUUUUGAAGGUGCCGAAUGAGUGUGUUUCUAUGUAUCAUAUGAUCUCAGCAGCAGCAGCAGCGCACCAGCUUACAUCAGCAUUACAACAUUCAGAUUUUUUGACUUCUUUCCUAAGGCUUGUCGAAUUCAGCUGAUAUGAUUGCUAGCCUCUUCAUAUUAGUUUUCAUGCAGCAUAUGGGGGCUGGUAUUGUCAACAAAUUCAAGCUUUCGACAUCUUAGCUCUACAGCAUCAUUAGCAUCUCUCGUUCCAGGUUCAAGGCAGACAAACUAUGAUACAGAAAGUAACAAUUGGGCAUGUUUAUGCUGUAUUAUUAUCCGCCAGCAUCACAGUACCUUCAACAGCUUUAGCUCAGUUUCAUCGCCGACAGCAUCUCUAUGCAGCAGCAGCAUCAGUUCAGCAACAUCCCAACCAGGACAAUCCCUUGGAAAUUCCCAAAUGUGUCGCAUGACUAAACAAUACAACCGAAGUGCAGUUCUCCAUGGGCCCAUAGUCCAGUCCUUUUAGUUUUGUUUUGGUUUCUCUCGCAAUUAGAAAAUUCCCUUGCAACUUUUGUAUUGGGAAAAUAUGGUUUGAUCCUUUUUUAGGUGGGCUCGUGUCAGUUUAGUCCUUUAGGAAAACGCUUUUAUUGUUUGGUCCAUAAUUAUUUAAAAACAUUAAA